AUGACCACGACAUUCAUGCCCAUGACGAUGGAGUCGUUCCUGUUAGGAGGGAUUCCCACCAUCACCACCAAGACUGUGUCCAGACGAACUCGGCCUCACGCCUUCUUGGUUUUCGCCGUGUGUCGCACGUCGGGAGUGAGGAAGAGCGCUCCGGUUAAUUACGGUGGAAAAAAUGAGACUUUAGAGGACAAAAUGAAAACGGUAAGCGCCCCAGAACGUCCCUCUGACCCGUCUCUCUCAUCCAGGAAGGUGCUGAAGCAGAUUCCUCUGGGUGACCUUCGACCCGACGAGACGGUUAGAGCCACUCAGGAGGCCCAGCUGCUGUCUCAGCUGCACCACCCAGCGAUACUGACCUUCUACCACAGCUUCCUGGAGAGAGACGCCUUCUGCAUAAUCACAGAGUACUGCCAGGAUCGGGACCUGGACUGUAAGAUGGAAGAGGUGAGACGAGCUGGGCGGAGUCUCCCUGAAAGCCAGGUCAUUGAUUGGCUCAUCCAGCUCCUGCUCGGCCUUCGCUACAUACAUGACAGAGCAUGUGUUCCCGCGUCUGCAGGUUCUUUAGAUGUUCACAUUCAGUUUAACAGCAGAUCAGUCAUCAGGAUGAUGCUUCUCCUGUUUCCAGGUGACUUUGGUGUUUCCUGCCUGCUGAUGCGAUCAUGUGACCUGGCGACCACCUUCACAGGGACUCCGUACUACAUGAGCCCAGAGGUGCUGAGACACCAGGGCUACGACUGCAAAUCUGACAUCUGGGCUCUGGGCUGCCUCCUCUACCAGAUGUGCUGCCUAAAGUCUCAUUUGGUAAAAGAGGUUUUGAUCCUCAGAUCAUCUCCGGGACAGAGAGAGCACCCGUCUCCUCCUAUCCCAGCAUCCUCCUCUCUGCUGUUUGUCUCUGUGUGAACCAGCAUGCUGCAGAAACAACCAACAUCCAGACUGACGGCGGCUGAGAUGCUCAAGAGCAGAUUCAUGGAGGAGAACAUGCAGAAAAUGAAGGACAGGUUUGUCUUCAUCUCGUCAGAGGGAGGAAAGAGCGAUGCUGCAGCCAUCGCUAAGCACAUGCAGAUGAAGGUUCACCUGCAGACGCUAAGGGACAGGUCAGAGGUGGAGAAGAUGACCCCCAGAGAAAGGAUGAGACUCUGCAAACUGCAGGCUGCCGACGAGAAGGCCAGGAGACUCAGGAAACUGGCUGAGGACAAGUACGAGGAGGUCCACACCCACAGGAGGGAACUGAGGAGCCGCCAUUUUGAAAAAGUCAGUGUGGAUGUUCUGAAUGCUCUGGUUCAACACUUUGAAACUGCGAGUGUCUCCACAGAGAGCCAUUUCUACGUAAUAAACUUUGAAAGCUUCAUUUUGCUGCCAGCCUUCCAUCAUAACACACGUCACCUUUUCCAAACCGGCAUCGUCUUAUUUUAG
Molecule: messenger RNA, 1410 nt
Organism: Oreochromis aureus
Lineage: Eukaryota; Metazoa; Chordata; Actinopteri; Cichliformes; Cichlidae
Gene: nek11
Product: NIMA-related kinase 11
Exons: 11
Biological process (GO): protein phosphorylation
Molecular function (GO): ATP binding; protein kinase activity
Source: RefSeq, a predicted model, not a curated record